AAAAAUACUAAAUUGGGUACCUGGUUAUGCAGCCAGGUACACGCGCUUAAUAACCUCCCAUCACUGAUCCUGGAAGCAUUGAAAUCGGGAACCGGAGUUAAAAUAUCAAUAGGUCAUUUGUGUGAGAAGCAGGCGGGUCCAAAAACUCACAGAAUCAAAUACAAUCCUACGACUGAUCAAAAAUAAGAAGUGAGCCGUAAAAUCUCAAAGACAAAGAAACGCUUGAAGGACAGAGGAGUAACAGUAAAAGGGUGACAUUUUCUAACAACCAAAAAGAUGACUGACGUAAAGUUAACCGUGGCACUAACCAGCGUUAAUGGGGAGAAUAUGUCCCGGCACGAUAUGCUCCAGUGGGUCAACAACAUGGUCCAGGGACACUUCAAGAAGAUCGAGGAGCUGUGCUCGGGUGCCGCCUACUGCCAGAUGAUGGAGAUGAUCUUUCCCAACUGCAUCAACCUGAAGCGCGUUAAGAUGACCGCCAAACUGGAGCACGAGUAUCUCCAUAAUCUUAGGCUCUUCCAGGAAGCUUUCAAUCGCUUGAAGGUGGACAAAGCGGUGCCCAUCGAUCGUCUGAUCAAGGGACGCUUCCAGGACAACUUUGAGUUCUUGCAGUGGUUCAAGAAGUUCUUCGACUCACAAGCACCUGGUUUGGAGAAUAUCAAGUCCUUGGCAAAUGCGCCGGUGAACAAACCCAUCAAACCGCGCGUGUUCGCCAAGGAGCCAUCGCCAGUGAACGCCAAUGAUGAUGGCCUCAAGGACCUGAUUGGUGAAAUGCAGACCCUAAGCUUGAGAAGAGAGGACAUAAUGGAGGAAAUAAACAAGUUCUACAACAAGUUGCGCUUGGUCGAGGAUCUAGUGAACGACAUGGCCAGCGACAAUCAGAAUGUAAAACGCAUACAAUUAUGCAAACGCAUCCAGACGGUGCUCUGCAAAACGAUAGAUGGGCAAAUCAACGAGGAUCCCAUCGAAGUUAAUCUGGAAAAUGGGGUGGAAGACGCGGAAGCUGCGGAUCCCAAUGAAGGAUUGUAUUAGGUUUUUUUUGGUACGACGUCGUGUUUUUUUAUAAUUAUUGUAUUAUGUAUAAACAAAUGCAUUGUGAAUUCAGCUG
Messenger RNA from Drosophila suzukii, 1108 nucleotides. The record is from RefSeq and is a predicted model, not a curated record. Lineage: Eukaryota; Metazoa; Arthropoda; Insecta; Diptera; Drosophilidae.